AUGGCCACCCCACAUUCUGAAUCCUCACUUAGCGAUUUGCAAGUACCGUCACGCAUCUUUGAUAUUGCACUUAUUAUUGAUUCAGAGGGUCAAUGGGAUUUCCCGCAAAGCCUUGAUAUGCGUUUAAACACAAUAAUUCCUGGAGUCAUCGUAACCGUAGGGAAAAAUGACACUCCGCAUGUGCAGACUAUGGUAUCAUACAACUUUGAAGGAUUGCACCUACAGGAUCCAGAGGAUGGGAAUGAUAUUCGAGACAUGACAGCUUCGUGGCUCCCAAUACAAUUUCAACCACAUAAAAAUAGAGAAGACGAUUAUAAGCAGAGAAUUGGAACGGAUAAACAUCUAAGCUUCGCCACGUACGAGGCCACGCGGAAUGGGAACUACCAGCUUCGUAAAAAGGUCAGACUGCAGGAUGAUAAAUUAUAUUCUGUGCAAGAGGUACAAGACUAUGAUAGAGGAAUACAAGCCACAUCACCGCCGGCAGGGAAAGGAUUCUCCCGCCGAAUAAAGCAAUUCGCCAUAUUUAUAGGGCCCGAGCGCACGGUUGAUCCUGCCCUCGCGCUCAGAGCUAGGGAAGUCGUUCUGGGAAACAACGCUCCCAAUUAUCUCAUGGGAAACUCAUCGCCAAAGCCAUGUAGGUCCAGUAAGGCGCCGCACACGGUAAGAAGUCAACGUACAGUCAAGACUCGCAGAGCUCAGAAAUGCGAAAAACCACCAGAUCCAGCACCUAUCGUUGAAGCCGAAAUAACCCACAUUCCAGUCUCCAAAUUUUGCAUAUUAAGUCAGGAAACUGAAGUUGAACCAGUCUCCGAAAAUGAGGUAUCAACUGUUGACUCCUAUCCUUCCGAAUUAACCUGGAGAGAGGAUGAAAUCACCGGAUACGAUCCCGAUGAUCCAGAAGAUGAUGGUGAGGGUAUAAAUGGAAUUGGCUUUAAACCAACCCCCCGUGAGGCAUACCUAAGGAGUCAAAAGAGAAAGCGACAGCUGGCAGAAUAUAGAAUCAGAGAAGCCAUGGAAGCACGAAAACUGCGGAGUGAACGGAGGAACCUAGCAACAGCUGUAAGAGAUAAGAUAAAGGAGGGGACAAUGAGCGUGAGAAAAGUGAGAUUUCUGGGAUUAUAG
Molecule: messenger RNA, 1122 nt
Organism: Blumeria graminis f. sp. triticale
Lineage: Eukaryota; Fungi; Ascomycota; Leotiomycetes; Helotiales; Erysiphaceae
Source: the annotation of a GenBank genome assembly